Cladocopium goreaui is the source of this 1046-nucleotide messenger RNA. NCBI's taxonomy places the organism in Eukaryota, Dinophyceae, Suessiales, Symbiodiniaceae. The record is from the annotation of a GenBank genome assembly.
UCUCCACGCCAUCUCCCGUGCACAGCUGGUGAUCCUGUUCCCUUCGGCGCCAUGAAACAUUGUGGCGUUGCACGGCUGGUGCUCCUGGCAGCCGUCAGCUAUGGUGCUAGCUUCGUUGGGCCGGGGCAUGACAUGCGCGCCUGCAGGAGUAGGACCAGGAUAGCUCGAGGUAGCGCUUCCUACAUUCCAGGAUUCGGACUGCUCUCCAAAGAAACUGCUGUGGUCUCGCUGGACCCUGGACCUCUCGGACUGGAAGUGGAUGCCCCCACAGGUGUGGUUCAACAGGUCUUUCAGGGAGGUGCUGGAGAGAAAGCGGGGGUGCGACCUGGAUAUGUCUUUCAGACACUUCAAGGAAGUGAUGCCUAUGACAUCUCAAAGCUGAAGGCGCUGACCAAGGGGGAGGAGCCCUAUGAAGUGACCUUCGGAAUGGUGAAGGGAAAUCCUGUAGCGGUGAUGGAGACCUCAAUGGGGGAGAUUGAGGCAGAGAUUUUCUUGGACCGCGUGCCUCGCACAGCCUCCAACUUCAUUGACCUGGCGAAGACGGGCUUCUACGACGGAGUUCACUUCCAUCGCGUCAUCCCCAACUUUAUGGUCCAGUUUGGAUGUCCCAAUGCUAGGGAUCCUUUCAGCCCCUAUGCUGGCACGGGUGGCCCUGAAGAUGGUAGUUUCACCAACUUGGCGACCAAUCAGCCAGAGAAGCGAUUCAAUGGUGGAAACAUCCAGGACGAGUUCAUAUCAGAUGAUAGCAACUCAGCGGGGACCCUGUCUAUGGCGAACACUGGGCAAGCCAAUUCUGGCGGAUCACAGUUCUUCAUCAACGUGAAAGACAAUACCUUUUUGGACUGGUUUUCUCGUGGUGAGUCAAGACAUCCAGUCUUUGGAAAGGUCAUCAAGGGUUACGACACUGCUGUCAAGAUUUCCAAGGUCUAUUCUCAACAGGACAGACCUGUUGAGCCCAUCAUGAUGAAAAGCAUCACGAUCCGCGGCCUGUGAUCUAUUCAGUGCGUUGAGCUCUCGUGUGGACGACAGCGCGCGGAAGAUGAAAA